ACCCCUUAGUGUGAUUAAUGGCAAUCUUUUUUAAUAAAUAGUAAAGGAAUCUUGAAAUUUAAGAUGAAAGUUUGACAUUUGUGAUAGUAAAGAUAAUAUGGCAAGAUUUUUAAUAGUAAUUAUUUGGAACUAUUUCCACUGGGAUAUGAUAUGAUAGUGAGAGUUGAGCUUUGAGAAGUCACUUCUUGCCAAUGAAAAAACUUACUUACAUUCCAUCUAGGAAUAGGAAUAGGAAUAGGAAUGUCUCUUUCUAUUCAUCUUUUUGGUGCACCAUUUUUGUUUAUUUCCUUUGUUGGCUACUGUUUUUUAACAGGAUAUCUUACUUGCAUUAUUAAGUUUGAGUGGUUGAUGAUAAUCUAAUUUUUUCUAAAUACACUUUCAAUAUCAUAAACUUAUAUGCUAUUUCUUCUUUGAUCUUCUUCUAGGUAAUUUUUUUUUUAUAAAAUUUCAAUUGAUUUCUUCAUGGAGAACAAUGGAUUCAAUAUCCCAAUUGAGAAUUUCAUCAUUCAAGAUGGAAACUUUCAGUCUUUUGAUCAAAAUCAUCAAAACUACCAAUUUGUGCCCAAAUUUCCUAUGCUUUCUAUGAUCCAAAAUGAACCGAUAAACGGUACAAGAAUCACAAAUCCGAAUGAACAUUUUGGAAGUAAUUUUGCUUCAAAUGAUCAAAUGGAUGUUCCCAUUUCUGCUUCAGCUCUAGCAUCACUUCUAGCCUCCAGAAUUGGUCAACACGGUCAACCCGAUCAACACGGUCAACAUGAAAGCUUGAAUUACCCUCCUUUUGGUCAAUCACUUGAAAUUCCUAAAAAUGUUGUUCCAAACAAUAGUUUUCCUGAUGUUUUUGGAUAUGAUCAUGGGACACUUAAUGAUAUGAGCAGGAAAUGGGAAUUCGGCAAGUUUUCGACACCAACAACCGAACGAAUCGGAUUCGAUACGAAUCCAAACGGGUGGAUAUCGGGCGAUAAUAACCCGAGUGUGAGUUCGGAUGGUAAUGAGCUAUCUUUGGGUCUUGCCACCUGUUCUGGCAUGAGCAAUCUUUCUUUACAAGCAAGUUCUUGCAACGGUAAAAAGAUCUCUUUCGGGUUAGAUUCAAACACGAAUAGACCGAUUCAGGCGUUGCAAUGUGCAUCUGGAUCAAAUGGGCAUCUUCAUAUGAUGCAAGAAAUACUUACAGAAAUUGCAAGCUAUUCACUUGGGAAUCUUGAUCAGAUGAACCAUAAGCAGAUUAGUUUUGAUGAUUUUUCAGAUGGAAAUAACAAAUUUGAUAACCGAUUUAAUCCGGUUUCGAAAUCGUAUGGUAUUGAAGAGAAAAAGAAGCAUUUGCUGGCCUUAUUAGAAAUGGUCGAUGAACGAUACAACCAAUGCUUAGAUGAGAUCCAUACUGUAAUAUCAGCAUUCCAUGCAGUAACAGAACUGGAUCCUCAAAUACAUGCUUGUUUUGCUCUUCAUACAGUUACUUUCUUUUACAAGAACUUAAGAGAGAAAAUAAGUAACCAUAUACUUUCAAUGGGAGCCGAUGUUAACACGUCGGAUCCUAAGGAAGAAGAGACGAACCUUUCGUCUUUUUUACCAAAACAAUGGGCUCUUCAACAGCUAAGAAGAAAGGAUCAUCAACUUUGGAGGCCCCAAAGAGGGCUGCCUGAAAAAUCGGUUUCUGUGCUGCGCGCAUGGAUGUUUCAGAAUUUUCUUCACCCGUAUCCUAAGGAUGCAGAGAAACAAUUGUUGGCUGUAAAAAGUGGAUUGACAAGGAGCCAGGUGUCUAAUUGGUUUAUAAAUGCGAGAGUUCGAUUAUGGAAGCCGAUGAUCGAGGAAAUGUACUUGGAGAUGAACAGAAGGAGGAUUUGUGAUGAAGGAACAGCAAGUAGCCACAGAAACCAGCAAUAUCACAUCUGAACAUCACUGCAUUUGUUCUACAAUCCUGUAUCUUCUGCUUAUUAUGGCCAAACUUAGGCAUUUUCUCAA
Messenger RNA from Helianthus annuus (common sunflower), 1959 nucleotides. RefSeq names its product homeobox protein ATH1. Gene Ontology annotation, molecular function: RNA polymerase II cis-regulatory region sequence-specific DNA binding; DNA-binding transcription factor activity, RNA polymerase II-specific. The transcript has 4 exons. The record is from RefSeq and is a predicted model, not a curated record. NCBI's taxonomy places the organism in Eukaryota, Viridiplantae, Streptophyta, Magnoliopsida, Asterales, Asteraceae. Gene Ontology annotation, biological process: regulation of transcription by RNA polymerase II. Bases 463 to 1890 code for a protein of 475 amino acids.